AUGAUCGGGCUCACCAGGAUUCUGCCAUAUAUCUUGUUUUUCAUUUCCUCGUCCCAGCUUACCGAGGCCUCCCAAGGUCCGAUUGUUGCUUUGGACUAUGGUUCGUUCCAGGGAAAUUUAACGGGAGACUCGGUGAAAUUUUUGGGGAUUCCGUUCGCUGCACCGCCUGUCGGAAAACUCCGUUUUGCGCUACCUAAUGCACCAAUUCCGUUCAAGGGCGUUCGUCAGGCGACUUCCUUCGGAGCGGCAUGUUUUCAACAGUCACUAGGCGUAAGCGCAGAGGACUUGGCUUCCCUUGGUAUAACGUCCCCUGUGCCGACACCUGCUUCAGUUUCUGAAGAUUGUCUCUUCAUCAACGUGUUCAAGCCGGCGAACAUCCCUGAGGGAAAGAAGCUCCCAGUUGUUUUUUGGAUUUAUGGCGGCAAGUGGGCUUUUCAGGCGGGAGAUAGUGCUUCAUACCCGGGUGAUGUGAUCGUGGCUCGCUCAGUUGCGUUGGGAGAACCAGUGAUCUACGUAUCAUCGAACUACCGUCUUAGUGCUUUCGGAUUUUUGCAAGGUAAAGAAGCCAGGAACGCGGGGCUAGGAAAUAUUGGUCUCAGAGACCAACAAUUUGCUCUUCGGUGGCUUCAGAAGUACAUUUGUGCGUUUGGAGGAGACCCGCAAAAAGUGAUGACCUGGGGGGAGAGCGCAGGGGCUAUGUCUGCGAGCUUCCACUUUCUCGCUAAUGACGGGAAUGCGCAAGGCCUUUUCCGCGGUUCAUUCAUGGAGUCAGGCUCUCCCUCCUUUCUGAGAGACAUUACCGCCAACCAGAAGUACUUUGACCAGCUCGUAGUAGACGCGGGAUGUAGGGGUGCUGCAGACCCUAUAGCCUGCCUACGCACCGUCCCAUUUGAUACACUCGGGGACGCUAUCAACAAAUCUCCUAGUUCAUUCUCUUAUAUAAGCAUGACACUUCCGUGGGGACCUUCUAUUGACGGGCAGUUUUUCAAGCGUGCUCCUCAACAAUCUCUGCUUGAGGGCCUGUAUGCAAAGGUACCAUUCGUAAAUGGUGAUUGCGAUGACGAGGGAACGCUCUUCGCGUUCGCCAAUAUGAAUAUAACGUGCAGUACCAUUGCCGUAAAUUUCGAGCAUAGUUACCUUCCCGGAAUUUCUGACGACCAAUUGGCUGCCCUUGCUAAAGCCUAUCCUGAAGACCCAACUCAGGGAGCUCCAUUCGACACAGGAACAGCAAAUGCGCUCACCCCUCAAUUUAAACGCAUCGCUGCCAUACAAACAGACCUAUUCUUCCAGGCACCUCGAAGAUUCUUUUUCAAAAUAGCGUCUAAAACCCAACCCACAUUUUCAUUUUGCAAGUCUCGCGGAAAGGCUACACCGUACCUAGGCGCGGCUCAUGCGUCUGAUCUUGCAGAAUUCUAUGGCACUGGUACACAACCAGAUUUAAUCGGCAUGGAUGCGAUGAUCAAUUUCGCGAACACACUCAACCCGAACACCAAGAACACGAAAAGCUUACUGUCUAAAAUCAAUUGGCCUCGCUGGGAAUCCUCAGCCGUCGCUCACCCUUUGUUCACCUUCGUCGAUCCCGCCCCCGCCGUUAACGUUACUUUUGAUAACUUCAGGACCAAAGAGAUUGACCUAUUGACCACAAUAGCUUUGGCGUUGUUCGGUUGAGUUUGACGGUUGAACGUCGAAGCUGAGGUUCCUGGGGUGGGUUAUUUCGAGAAUUAAUAUACAGCUUUCGCGAGGUAUAUGUUUUAAAUAUUUGGUGUUCGGUUAAUCGAUUUUUUAAGGAAAG
Laccaria bicolor S238N-H82 is the source of this 1792-nucleotide messenger RNA. RefSeq names its product carotenoid ester lipase precursor. The coding region runs from base 1 to 1668 and encodes 555 amino acids. Lineage: Eukaryota; Fungi; Basidiomycota; Agaricomycetes; Agaricales; Hydnangiaceae. The transcript has 16 exons. The record is from RefSeq and is a predicted model, not a curated record.